This is a messenger RNA of Periconia digitata, 894 nucleotides long. NCBI's taxonomy places the organism in Eukaryota, Fungi, Ascomycota, Dothideomycetes, Pleosporales, Periconiaceae. The record is from the annotation of a GenBank genome assembly.
AUGCCCCCGACUAUGCGCCAGUCAUCUUCCUCGUCUGCGCACUGCGAUUUGGCGCACUCGGCCAACAGACCAAGAGACAGCACUCAAGGCUCGCGACAGCAAGCCUCCCAUCAUCGAAUAGCAAACCAGCAUCCGUGCUGUACACAGCAGUCCGAGUUGCACAUGCAAAAGUAUUCCAGCCAGCUCUGCAUCGUGGCAGUCAGGUGUAUCCAUCAUUCAUUCCGGGCCAUGUGUGCAUACGUACGCCGUGAAUACAGAUGCGGCUGGUUAUACUCCAAGCGGCACGCUUUCCGCCCGCAGCAAGAGAUGAGCAGCGUGAUAGGCAUAUCUUGGAGCGUGAUAACUAUUGACAGCUCGAGACGCGGGACAGCUGCCAAUUGCUUGUCACCCACCGACUGUCUGUCUGUCGCCCGCAGGGAUCUGCCUCGUGCUCCACCGCAACUCAAUACUGCCACAAGACAAGCCAGACGCGCCCAGCUACAAUUCCAUACAUACAUACAUGCAUACACACUCACUUACUCGCUCGCUUUCCAUUCCUCCUUCACCUCGACUUGCUCACCUCCAAAUCUCCCACUUCACCCUCACCUCCUCCUCCCGUCCUCGCCGCCUCUUAGCGGCGCCAACACCAUUCGUGCCUCUGCCAACACUUGGGCGCGCCUAUCACCGCCACCUACAUCUCCCACCCGCUUUUUUCGUCUCUGGUCUGGACGCCCGUCACGAUAUCGGGAGGUCACGCCGCUCGAAUCCCUCUCCUCUUCACCUCUCCCUCCUCACCAAUAUUCUCCGCCACUUCCUGAUCAACCGUCCACCUACGCCAGCCAGGGAAUUUAUAGUGCUCGACGGCGCCCUGAAGUCAUAGCCACUUUAAACCGCUCUCCCGGCUCCGUCGCCUAA